This is a messenger RNA of Aspergillus heteromorphus CBS 117.55, 1297 nucleotides long. RefSeq names its product sugar phosphate isomerase/epimerase family protein. The coding region runs from base 74 to 1198 and encodes 374 amino acids. The transcript has a single exon. The record is from RefSeq and is a predicted model, not a curated record. Lineage: Eukaryota; Fungi; Ascomycota; Eurotiomycetes; Eurotiales; Aspergillaceae.
CCAACCCCAUCAAAACACCACAUCCAUCACCAUCACCAUCACCAUCACCAUCACAACCACCACCACCACCACCAUGCCCAUCUCCUGGCCCCCAGCCUCCAUCCCGAACGAAUUCGGCAUCUUCACCCUCUCCCUCGGCAACGCCACCCACCACAAACUCCUCCCGCGUCUCGAGGCCGCCGCCAAAGCCGGGUACAAGUGGAUCGACCUCUUCGACGAGUGCUGGGCCGGCUACCUCGAGGAACAUGGACUCCCGGGCGACCAGCUGUGGGAACCGACCCCGGAGAACCUGCGCAUCGCGCGCAAACUCGGCGACCUGAUCAAAUCCCUUGGCAUGCGCAUCGCGUGCACACAGCCGCUGCGCGCCAUCGAGGGGAUCAAAGACCCCGCCGAGCGACGGGCCUCACUGGAACUCGUCGCCAAGCGGUUCCCAUUCAUGCGGGCCUUCGACACCGACCUGGUCUUCCUAUGCGCCAGCAUCCGCACCGACAGCGGAGUCACAUUCGACCUCAAGACCGUGGCGCGCGAUCUCGCUGAGAUGGGCGACAUGGCCAAGGCGUACGCGGAGGCUGACGGGGGCCCGAUGCUGCGAAUCGGGUACGAGGGCCUCUCCUGGGCGACGCGGAAUACCUGGUCCUCGACCUGGGAGGUCGUACGCAUGGCGAACCGGCCCAAUGUAGGACUGAUCAUCGAUGCGUUUAACGUGUUGGCCGUGGAGUUCGCAGACCCCUAUAACCCCGCCGGCCACGGCCGCAUAUAUCCCACGGCGGAGGAGUCAACCGACGUGUUGUGCUCGUCGUUGGCGUCGCUGGUUGCUUCCGUGCCCGGGGACCGUAUCUUCUUCUUCCAGGUUGGCGAUGCGGAGCGUGUCAAUCCGGAGACUUUUCGGCCUCCGACGGAUCCAGCUGUGCCGGCGCUGUUGCCGUGGUCGCGCGGACAUCGCUUGUUUCCGUUUGAGGGCCAUCGUGGAGGGUAUAUGCCGGUGCAUUUGGUGGCGGCGGCGGUGCUGGCGACGGGGUAUGAGGGGCCGAUUUCGUUGGAGGUGUUUAAUAACUCGUUGAAUGUGCCGGGGAGGGAUGUUGCGGUUUCCCAUGCGGAGCGCGGCAUCACCGGGCUGCGUAAGCUGGCGGAGGCCGUUCCAAGGGUUCCGGCGUUUUGGCAGCGGGGGUUGCAUGCUAUGCGGCAGGGCCGGUUAUGAGUUGGGUGAUGGUUUGUAAAUAUGGGCUGUACAGUCAUGAUGAGUGUGAUGUGUGACCUGAGCUGUUUUGUGUUCUCCGCCGCGAGAUGCGGUGUCAUU